This is a messenger RNA of Talpa occidentalis (Iberian mole), 2085 nucleotides long. It is a transcript of the gene XRCC4, whose product is annotated as X-ray repair cross complementing 4. Bases 161 to 1174 code for a protein of 337 amino acids. Gene Ontology annotation, molecular function: DNA binding. Lineage: Eukaryota; Metazoa; Chordata; Mammalia; Eulipotyphla; Talpidae. Gene Ontology annotation, biological process: double-strand break repair via nonhomologous end joining; response to X-ray; positive regulation of ligase activity. The record is from RefSeq and is a predicted model, not a curated record. Gene Ontology annotation, cellular component: DNA ligase IV complex; DNA-dependent protein kinase-DNA ligase 4 complex; nucleus. The transcript is spliced from 9 exons.
AUAGUGCUCUCAUUGGCUACGAGACAUCUUUCUCCCGGAGCGGGCCUUUUGGAGGAGACCGGAAGUGGAAUCACUAAGCGAUGAUCUUGAUCAUUGGGAACACUUCAGGGUGAAACUUCUGUAUGAAACUACUUCAGGAAACCUAUAAAGGUCACCAGAAAUGGAGAAAAAAGUAAGCAGGAUCUGUCUUGCUUCUGAACCUGAUAUAAUUCAUUUUCUACAAGUCACUUGGGAGAAAAAUCUAGGAUCUGGUUUUGUUAUUACACUCACUGAUGGUCAGUCAGUAUGGACUGGGACAGUUGUUGAAUCAGAGAUUUCCCAAGAAGCUGAUGACAUGGCAAUGGAAAAAGAGAAAUAUGUUGAUGAACUGAGAAAAGCAUUGGUGUCAGGUGCAGGCCCAGCCGACAAAUACAAGUUUAAUUUUUCUAAGGAGUCUUGUCACUUCUCCUUUGAGAAAAACCUGAAGGAUGUUUCAUUCAGACUUGGUUCCUUCAACCUAGAGAAAGUUGCAAACCCAGCUGAGGUUAUUAGAAAACUUAUUUGUGACUGCCUGGACAACAUCACAGAAAACCAAGCCAAAAAUGAGCACCUGCAGAAAGAAAAUGAAAGACUUCUGAGAGAUUGGAAUGAUGUUCAAGUUCGGUGUGUUCACAAUGAAUUUGAAAAGUGUGUGAGAGCUAAAGAAGAUUUGGAGACUGAUCUUUAUAAACGGUUUAUUCUGGUGCUGAACGAGAAGAAAGCAAAGAUAAGAAACUUACAUAAAUUGUUAAAUGAAGCUCAAGAACCAGAAAAGAACAUUGAUCAUGAAAGGGAAACUGCAACAUAUUCUGAAGUAACUACUGACAGAGAUGCAAUCUAUGAUGAAAGUACUGAUGAGGAAAAUGAAAAUCUGCCUGAUCCCUCUGUGUUAGUUCCAGCUACUUUAAGAAGAGAUGAUUCUAUUUUUUCAAGUCCUGAUGUCACUGAUAUUGCACCAAGUAGAAAGAGGAGGCAGCGGAUGCAAAAAAAUUUUGGGACAGAACCAAAAAUGGCUUCUCAGGAACAUCAACUUCAAGAAAAGGAAAAGGUUGAUCCUCCACUACCUGAAACAUUGAAAAUGCACAGCUCAGCUGAAAACAUGUCUUUGGAAACUCUAAGAAACACCAGUACAGAAGACCUCUUUGAUGAGAUUUAACUGUCUUGAAAAUAUACUUUGAUGUUCACUGGACUGUGUUUUCUAUUCUUUCUUUAAACUGAAAAAGCAAAUGUUCAAGUCAGCAGCAGCUAUUACUGCACCUUACAAUUUAAUUACAUAUACACUGAGUUGAAACCAUUGUGUAAAAUGGAUUACAUAUGUAUAUGAAGAUAGGAUUUGAUGACAGUGGUACAUUAUUCUAAACUAUUCAUUCAGCCUGCCUAUAAUUACAUAAAAUCUCAGACUUUUUGUUGCAAAGGACACAUCUUAAUCAGUUCACACAUAUUAUAGGUGGUAGUUGUCUAACAUCCUGUCUGGGAAGAUUUUGGAAAUAGGACAAAGAAAAUGUUCUUUUUUAGUCAUAUUCUGAACAAUGAAUGAGGUUUAAGCAGUUUAAUUGGGGGAAUGGUAUAUAAAAUCUAUUUCUAGUUUGUACACAAACAUCCUGAAAAUCUGAUCAUAAAAUUUUGAUGCUUUAAGUGAAGAGUUUGUGUGCUUAUUAAAAUGUAUUUAUUUUUUCUUUUUCCUUUUUCCUUUGCUAUAGUAACAGGUCUUUGCAAAGUAUUUAUUAUUGUAAACAUAGUGCCCUUUGUGUCAAAAGGCAUAUUUUUCAGAAUUAUCAAUAAAAUGUUUAUCUUACAUAUACAAAUGCCCUUCUUGAAGAUGAGGGCCUUGUCAUAUUUGCUUAGAUAUCAUUAAUAACAUGUGGCACCGUUUUUCUUAAUAUUCACCAUUUCUACUUCCUAACCUCUAACACUUCUCUCCAGUUAAACAUCCAUUUCCUCCAUGCUGCUCAGAGUUAACAAUGACCACCAUGUUUCAAAGGCCAAUCAUUACUCCAUUCCCAGUCCUCAUUUUUCUAAGCCUCUCAGCAACUUUUGUCAGUCACUUCUUAGUAAACAUUUUCUUCA